GUAUGAAAUGCCACUGUAUAGUCUCGUACCAGCUCGUACCUAUAUAAUCUUAUACAUCCGAUUAUUUACGUUAGGUUGAGUUUUGUGGCCAGAAGAUCAAAUUCUCCUGCUGGAAGUUUUGUACCUCCUAUUUUACGUACUUCAUCUCGAAAUAAUCAGAAUAACCAGAAAAUUCAAAAUAAAAACAAAAACCAGUCAAGGAAAACAAUCGCCGAGCUGAAAGACAUGUCUACCAAAUCAUAUCUUCAUUUCAUCACUUUUAUUGGUUUUCUCAGCAUCUCAGUUCAUGGAUUCUAUGAGAACCAUUCCGAAACGCAUUCCAUAAGUGAAUGUAGGCCUACUGCUUAUCCUAAAAACACAUCUGAUUCCCUAUCAGAAUCUUUCGUCGAGUUAUUUAAACAAACAUCGGUUGUACAAGUUCAGUUGGCUAUCAAGAUGAGCGAGAUGGAAAAACGAGACAUUGAAUUGAAUCUGAAAGAAAAAGAGGCUGAAAAACAAAAGGAUGUAAUUAAAAGCCUAGAGGAGCUACUCAAGCAAAAGGAAGAAUGCAUCAAUAAAACUGCUGAAACUCUCAAUGAAACUGACUCCCAAGUAAAACUUAGAGAGGCAGAGGUAAAACAAAAAGAAGACAUAAUCAACAAAAAAGAAACUGAAGUCAAUUAUAACGAAUACUUGUUAAAAAAACGAGAAGCAGAAGUAAAUCAAAAGGAACACACAAUUAACAAAAAAGAAACUGAAGUCAAAAACAACGAAGAAUUAUUAAAAACACGAGAAAACCAGUUGAAUGAAAAAGAAAACGAAUUGGAAAAAUCGAAUGCAGAUGUGAGGAAGCGAAUAGCGCAAUUGAAACAGAAUGAAGAAAAUAUUGAGAAAACUGAAACUGAAAUCAAAAAGAGAGAAGAAAUUUUGAAAAAACAAGAAGAAAAAUUGAAGCAAAUAGAAAAUAAAAUCUGUUCAGUUUCUUGGGUUCGUACAUCUGAUGGUAAUAAACCUGCAAAUGCACUUGUAGGAGGACGAGGAGCAUCAGGUACAUUGUAUAUUGGGCGAGCACACCAUAACGGUUCCCUGAUUCCUGGAUGGGCAUAUCUCGGGUCUAACAUAUAUAUUACAGAUUAUGGCCAUGCAUAUUCGUACAACACUGACAAUUAUGAAGUUGCUACAUUUGAUAAAAAUAAUAUCUGUCGAGUCAUUUGGGUCAAGGCAUCCAAUGGUAGUGUCCCUACAAACGCAAUUGUAGGAGGAUAUGACAGUCAUGGAGAAAACUUAUACAUCGGAAGAGCAAUUCACGGGGAUAAUUUAUAUGUGGGAAAAGUACAACCCAGUCUUCAUUGCUUGUUCAUUCCAUCUUAUGACGUUGUAUAUCGUUACACCGAGUAUGAAGUUGCGGUAAUCGAAUUAUAUGGCGAAAACCAGAAAAUUGAUAACAAAAACAAAGACCAGUCAAUGAAAACAAUCACCAAGCUGAAAAACAUGCAUUCCAAAUCAUAUCUUCAUUUCACCAUUUUUACGGUGUUUCUGAGUAUCUCCGUUCAAGGAUUCCGUGAGGCCACUUCUAAUACCCAUUCCAUAAGUGAAUCAAUUAGGCAUACUGCUCUUCCUAAAAACACAUCUGAUUCCCUAUCAGAAUCUUUUGUCGAAUUAUUUAAACAAAUAUCGGCUGUACAAGUUCAGUUGGCAAUCAAGAUGAACGAGAUGGAAAAACGAGACAUCGAAUUGAGUCUGAAAGAAAAAGAGGCUGAAAAACAAAAGAAUGGAAUAAAAAAGCUAGAGGAGCUACUCAAGCAAAAGGAAGAAUACAUCAAUAAAACAGAAGCAGAACUUGGAAAUAAAGAAGGAAAAAUCGAAUUGAGAGAAACCCAAGUUCAGAAAGAAGAACAAAGCGUAGAUCAGGCAGAAAACGAAAUUAAAAUCAAAGUGAAAUCAAUCAAAGAACAAGAAGAACAUGUCAAACAGAGGGAAGAAAAUAUUACAAAAUUUGAAAUCGAAAUCAAAAAAAGAGAAGAAAUCUUGAAGCAGAAAGAAAAUAAAACUUGUUCAGUUUCUUGGGUUCGUACAUUUAAUGGUAAUGUACCUGCAAAUGCAAUUUUAGGAGGACAAGAAGGAACAGACACAUUCUAUGUUGGACGGGCAAACCAUAGCAAUUUCCGGAUUAUUGGAAAAGUACUUCCCAGGCUACAGUCGAUAUACAUUCCACUCUAUGGCAAAGAAUAUGGGUACAAAGACUACGAAGUUGCUGUAAUAAAUCCACCCAUCUGAAAUGUCUGUUACUUAAAUAUGUAUUAUGUAUACGAUUAUGUGGGCAUAGAAAGAUGCAUCAACUUUCCACAUAGUAGAAAUAUUCCAUCGCUAUACCGAUGAUGAUUCGCAUGUUUCCUAUUCAUACGAUGGGUGGUUAUUGUGAUAAAAAAAAUACAAAUAAAAAUAGGCUUCAAGAUUA
Planococcus citri (citrus mealybug) is the source of this 2437-nucleotide messenger RNA. RefSeq lists its product as uncharacterized. The transcript has 3 exons. Lineage: Eukaryota; Metazoa; Arthropoda; Insecta; Hemiptera; Pseudococcidae. The record is from RefSeq and is a predicted model, not a curated record. Bases 226 to 2256 code for a protein of 676 amino acids.